CAUACCAGUCUGUUUCCGGACAUGGAUCGACUGUUAACUGUGGCCCUUCUAGUUAUUCCAGUUUAGAAAGAUGCAAUUUGCAAGGCUAAUGGUCACGUUUUUCCGACACGAGUGUUUGGUUUAAGGCCUUCUGUUGUGAGUAGGGACCUCUGCUGCUGGAUGCUUGUGUUCAGGUUUGUUAUAUAAGUAGGCUGGGUUAAUCAACUUUGGCGCCUUUCUACCUACUUGUGCAAUACUUGAUGGACGAGUCUGCCCCCGUGCUUCUCAGAAAGCAGCUGGAAAAGCAGAAGAGAGCCAAAUACACUUAGAGGAAGAGAUGACUCCUGGGAUUCAGGCAGUGGUCCGUGCUACCCAAGCAUGGCUGCAGUCCUCCUGGCAUGUCCAGGUGCCCUUUGCCUGGCUAGAAGCCUGUGUGGAGUGGCUACAAGGAGAGGCAGGAGGAGAAGCUCAUCUGUCACAGCAGCAAACCAACCAGCAGGCGCUGGACCAAUGGCUGUUAACAGACCUCAGAGACCUGGACUUUCCUGUCCUGCCAGAAGGGCUCGCUGAAGCCCAGAAGACUGAGCUCAGUGGCAACUUCUGCGUCCAGGUCGACUCAUUAUUGGACAUCAGUCAGCCGGCGUAUGGUCAGCUGCAGAAGUGGAGGGGCACAGAUUGUGUCAAUGACGAGGUGUCUGCAGUCACACAGACCACCCAGAGGCCCUGGGAAGCCAAACCCACCCGUAUGCUUCUACUGCAGGUGACAGAUGGAGUUCAGAGCCUGGAGGCUAUGGAGUAUCAGCCAAUCCCUGCUCUCAGCGCGGCACUCAGGCCCGGUGCAAAGCUGCAGCUGCAAGGAAAGAUAGUUUGCAGACUUGGUGUUUUGCUUUUGGGGCCGUCCAACAUCAAAAUCCUCGGUGGUGAGGUCGAAGACCUGGUGGACAGGAAUAACCAGGGCAGGGUGCUGUGUCGGACACUGGGACUUCCUGAGCAGGAACAGGAAGGAGAGGAGGCUCCAGCACAACAACAAGGUAACCAGGAAGUGGAUGAUCUGGAUCUUGAUGAUGCAGAGCUGUUAGCCAGUCUCGAGGCCCAAGAGGAAGUUGAAAUGCUUCAGGUUGAACCUGCCCGAGACAGCGGCUACAGCACGCUGCAUGAGGCUUCCACUCAGUCUUCGAGAAGCUCGUCCAUCAGGAGCCUUGUCCCAGCCGCUUCGUCCAGAAGUGAACUCUCCACCCGCUCUGACAGAGGUGGCUCGACCCGAAGCAGCAGAAAUGGUUUAGACCAGGGUUACCUAAAUGAUGACGAACACGUGGAAGCUGACCUCUUUGACUCAGUUCCCCCCGAUGCAGUUCAUCAACAGAUCCAAGAUCACAGCAUGGCAGACGAAGACUUUCCUGACGAAGACUUUAACGACCUUCCCCUGGAGGAGCUGGACAGUGUGAUUUUCCAGGAAAAUGAAAGUGUCCCCACACCAUCUGACAGCAGUUACAGAAACACACCACGGAACAGCAGAAUAACAGGAAAUCCCAACAGAGCAACAAAACCCCAAGCUGCUCUGUUUGAAUCAUGCACUUUGAGUGGCUCUGGGCCACGACUUGGGUCUAUCAACUCCAGAUCCAGCGCACAGAAAAGGGACAAUAGAGAAGCUUCAGAGCAAUUAACCAAGACAACUCCCGAGCUAUUUCUUUCUCCAGCAGCUUCGGAGGCAGCACGUGAAUUAUAUUUGGCUGCUAAUGACGAGAUUGAUUUUGUGGAUGAAGAUAUGGACUGCAUUUUGGAAGAGGCAGAAACCAGUGGGAAGACUAGUGGACCAAAUGAGAUCCCUGUUCAGCUUAGGUCUAGUAGAGGCACCGAGAGCACUAGCUACGAAACAGAAGCUUCAAGGUCGUCCAAACAAAAUGCUCGGAGUGGCAGCCCAGUCCCUCCUGUCACUCUGACCUCUCCACCCUUUACAUACUUGUGCUUGCUAGAAAAUUUAAUGUCCAAACCACUUCUCCACAUCAUGGAGAUCCAUGUCAAAGCUUUCAUUGUGACUCUCUUGGGAAAACUGAGCAGCAGUAAUGGCGUUUGGAGUGUUUCUGCUACAAUAUCUGACGGGACCGGUUACCUGGACGUGGAGCUGUCCAAUGAAGUUUUGACAGGCCUUCUGGGCUUCUCGGUAGCAGAGAAGGGAGCCCUGAAGCGUGACCCGUCUCGGAGAGGUGAGCUGGAUGCGGGGAUGAGGAGAUGCCAGGAAGAGCUUGUGGACAUGUGCUGCAUUAUGACUGUUAUUGUUCAACUGGAGGGCAGGAAAGCGGUGGUGACCAAAGUGGACCCCGUCAGCGAGAAAACACUCCAGGAGCUCGAGCAGAGGGUGAGGGACGGGAGAAAAUAAACAGUGGUUGAGGGGAAGUGGGCGAUAAUGAGAAAAUUGCAGGCAGCGGAAAAGUAUAUUGCUCUUAGGCAGAGAUAAAAAAAAUUGCCAACAAAACUGUGGCAGA
Maylandia zebra (zebra mbuna) is the source of this 2462-nucleotide messenger RNA. RefSeq names its product RMI1, RecQ mediated genome instability 1, homolog (S. cerevisiae) (gene rmi1). Gene Ontology annotation, biological process: double-strand break repair via homologous recombination; resolution of meiotic recombination intermediates. Gene Ontology annotation, molecular function: nucleotide binding. NCBI's taxonomy places the organism in Eukaryota, Metazoa, Chordata, Actinopteri, Cichliformes, Cichlidae. Gene Ontology annotation, cellular component: nuclear body; RecQ family helicase-topoisomerase III complex. The record is from RefSeq and is a predicted model, not a curated record.